This is a messenger RNA of Penicillium chermesinum, 1332 nucleotides long. RefSeq names its product Brix domain-containing protein. The record is from RefSeq and is a predicted model, not a curated record. Gene Ontology annotation, biological process: ribosomal large subunit assembly; rRNA processing. The transcript is spliced from 2 exons. Gene Ontology annotation, molecular function: rRNA binding. NCBI's taxonomy places the organism in Eukaryota, Fungi, Ascomycota, Eurotiomycetes, Eurotiales, Aspergillaceae. The coding region runs from base 1 to 1332 and encodes 443 amino acids. Gene Ontology annotation, cellular component: preribosome, large subunit precursor.
AUGGCCAAAGCCCGUGUUAAGAAGCGCACUCACCUGCGCCCCCAAAAUGCGUCCUCCGCCGCCAACAAGGCCAGCGCCGCCCAGAUGACCAAAACUCCCAAGAGUAUGGUCAUUCGAGUCGGUGCUUCCCAGGUCGGUUCCAGCGUCAGUCAGCUGGUAAAGGAUGUCCGUCAAAUGUUGGAGCCAGACACUGCAGUGCGAUUGAAGGAACGCAAAUCGAACCGAUUGCGCGAUUACACCGUCAUGACUGGCCCUCUUGGCGUGACCCAUCUCCUCCUCUUCUCCAAAUCCAAGACUGGAAACACUAACCUGCGACUUGCACUCACGCCUCGAGGCCCAACUCUCCACUUCCAAGUCGAGAACUACUCCCUCUGCCGCGACGUCGAGAAGGCGAUGAAGCGCCCCCAAAGUGGUGGCCAGGACCAUAAAACCCCACCGCUGCUGGUCAUGAACAACUUCAACACCCCGGGUGCCACCGAGGACUCGAAGGUGCCGAAACGCCUUGAGGCUCUGACAACUACAAUCUUCCAAUCGCUGUUCCCGCCCAUCAACCCGCAAACUUCACCAUUGCACUCUAUCCGCCGUGUCAUGCUGUUAAACCGUGAGACUACUGGCUCUGAAGAUGAUGGCUAUGUCCUCAGCCUCCGACACUACGCUAUCGCGACAAAGAAGACAGGGGUGUCAAAACGUAUUCGCCGAUUGGACCCGAAGGAAAUUCGCCACCGAGAGAAGAAGAAGACCGCAGUACCAAACCUGGGUAAACUGGAAGAUGCUGCAGACUACCUCCUCGAUCCGUCUGCCGCGGGCUACACCUCGGCAAGCGAGACCGAACUCGAUACCGACGCUGAGGUAGAGGUCGCUGAGAGUACGACGCGAAAGGUCUUGAACAAGCGGGAGCAACAGCGCCAAAAAGCUGCUGAAAAGGGCGAAAAGAAGGAGGCGACUGCCCCAGGUGUUGAGAAGCGGGCGGUCAAACUUGUCGAACUAGGCCCGCGCAUGAGGCUCCGAUUGAUGAAGGUGGAGGAAGGGGUCUGUGAUGGCAGGAUCAUGUGGCACGAUUUCAUCAAGAAGACCGAAGGAGAGAUUCGGUCUCUGGAUAAGAGCUGGGAGGCUCGCCGCCAACAAAAGGAGCAGAGAAAGAAGCAACAGCGGGAGAACAUCGAGCGCAAGAAGCAGGCCAAAGCCAAGGCGAAGGCGAAUGGAGAGACCGUGGAGGAUGACGACGAAGAGGAUGUUGAUAUGGACGACGAGGACUGGCUCAGCGAUGAUUCCUUUGAUGCCGGAAAUCAGCAAGUAGAUGAUGAGGAUGAGGACGAGUCUAUGGAAGAGUAA